Camelina sativa (false flax) is the source of this 831-nucleotide messenger RNA. The record is from RefSeq and is a predicted model, not a curated record. NCBI's taxonomy places the organism in Eukaryota, Viridiplantae, Streptophyta, Magnoliopsida, Brassicales, Brassicaceae.
AUGGAUUCUACGAAUCCCUUCUUUCAGUCUUCUUCUUACUUAAACCUGCUUAACAGUCAAGAAGAAGGUGGUUUAAAUGAAAACUUUCGUUGGGAAAGUUAUCCACCUUCUGGACAGAGCUCCCAACCUUCUCCUCAUAGCUCCCAACAUUCUCCUCACAGCUCCCAACCUUUUCCUCACAGCUCCCAACCUUCUGAGGCGCCAACUCUUUCGCAAGAAACACCAUUGGAGCGCAAGGAGAUAAAGACAUGGACACCUGCUGAUGAUGAAGUUUUGAUAUCCGCAUGGCUCAACACUUCAAAAGAUGCCAUCGUUGCAAAUCAACAAAAGGGAGGAAGCUUCUGGCAAAGGAUUCAAAAAUACUAUGCUGACACUCCUCAUGCUAGAAAUGGUGGUGAACAGAUGUUGGUGACACAUUGCAAGCAGCGUUGGCACAAGAUAAAUGACCAAACUAACAAGUUCUAUGCGGCAUUCGCAGCUGCAGAGAGACUGAACAGCUCUGGUCAUUCGGAAAAUGAUAUCUUAAAGAAUCCUGCAACGAAGAGGAAACAAGCUACUGAAGGUUCACAAUCAUCAAGCUGCAAUGUUGAGGAGUAUGAGAAAAGGCCAGAAGGGAUCAAGGCUGCGAAGGCGAAGAGGAACAAUGCUCAGUCCACAAACGUGAAGACUCUUGCUGAGUAUAAGAGCAUGUGGGAUGUCAAGAAAGAGGAAUUGGCUGAAAAGGAGAAACUACAGAAGCUGGCCAUCCUAGACACUCUCUUAGCCAAAAAAGAACCCUUGAAUGCGAGUGAAGAAGUUAUCAUGAACAAGAUAGUGUCCCAGUAUUUCUGA